AUGGCGUCGGCGGAGCCUGUUGUGCUGCUUGGAGGGUCGAAGCGGCUCCUGGGAGGAUCUCUGAGGCUCAGUCAGAGUGACUAUCUUGGGCCCUUCUACCCCAAUUGCUCAAAACCAUAUGAGUGUCCAGAUUGUGGCAAAAGUUUCAAUCAGAAUUGCGGUAUAAUGACACACCAGAGGACUCAUUCCCAGGACAAACUGCAUGAAUGCCCCGAGUGUGGGAAAAGUUUCAGUCGUAAUUCCAGUCUGAUAACACACCAGAGGACUCACACAGGAGAGAGACCAUAUGAAUGUUCAGAAUGUGGGAAAUGUUUCAAUAAAAAUUCCCACCUGGUGACACACCAGAGGACUCACACAGGAGACAAACCAUAUGAGUGUCCAGAGUGUGGGAAACGUUUUAGUCAUAUUUCCAAUCUGAUAAGUCACCGAAGGAUUCACACAGGAGAGAAACCGUAUGAGUGUCCAGAAUGUGGGGAAAGUUUUAGUCAGAAUUCCACCCUCGUGACACACCAGAGGACUCACACAGGAGAAAAACCGUAUGAAUGUCAGUGUGGGAAAAGUUUCAGUCAUAUUUCCAGUCUGGUAAAACACCAGAGGACUCACACAGGAGAAAAACCGUAUGAAUGUUCAGAAUGUGGGAAAUGUUUCAGUAAUAAUUCAGACCUGCUGGUAACACACCAGAGGACUCACACAGGAGAAAAACCAUAUGAAUGUCCAGAGUGUGGAAAAUGUUUCAGUAAGAAUUCCAAUCUGGUGACACACCAGAGGACUCAUACAGGAGAGAAACCAUAUCAGUGUCCAGAGUGUGGGAAAAGUUUCAGUCAUAAGCACUCCCUGGUGAUACACCAGAGGACUCACACAGGGGACAAACCGUAUGAGUGUCCAGAGUGUGGGAAAAGGUUCAGUCAGAAUUCCAGCUUGGUGACACACCAGAGGACUCACACAGGAGAGAAACCGUAUGAGUGUCCAAUGUGUGGGAAAAGGUUCAGUAAUAAUGCCAGCUUGGUGACACACCAGAGGACUCACACAGGGGAGAAACCGUAUGAGUGUCCAGAGUGUGGGAAAAGUUUCAGUCAGAAUUCCAGCCUUGUGAUACACCAGAGGACUCACACAGGAGAGAAACCAUAUGACUGUCAGUGUGGGAAAAGUUUCAGUCAUAUUUCCAGUAUGGCAAAACACCAGAAGAUUCACACAGGAGAAAAACCCGUAUGAAUGUUCAGAAUGUGGGAAAUAUUUCAGUAAUAAUUCCGAUCUGGUGAUACACUAGAGGACUCACACAGAGGAAAAACUGUAUGAGUGUCCAGAUUUUGGCAAAAGUUUCAAGUCAGAAUUCCAACCUUGUGAAACACCAGAGGACUCACACGUGUGUGCCCAGAGUGUGGGAAAAGUUGGUCAGA
Molecule: messenger RNA, 1397 nt
Organism: Notechis scutatus (mainland tiger snake)
Lineage: Eukaryota; Metazoa; Chordata; Lepidosauria; Squamata; Elapidae
Source: RefSeq, a predicted model, not a curated record